CAUGGAUACGGCCGAACAUGUUUAUCCACACCCAGACCCUAGACUAACUUACUCUCCUUUCUCCGCGACCGUCCGUUUGCACAUGCAUGCACCUGUGCUAGUCAAGGAAGCGAAGCCCGAAUAAUGCAGCGACCCUGAAUCUCCCGCCCAUUCCAUCUCCCUGCUAUCCUAAAAACCCACGACUCACCCUCCCCCGCUGUUCGUCAUCGCAUCGCCGCCGCCGCCGCCGCCGCGCAACGCUUACCUCUUCUCGAAUCCGCAACGUCACCGCUCUGAGCUUCAAUGAACGCAGCGCGCCAGGCGUGUCGCCCCAAGCACCAGGUCCUGGUCCUCAAAUGCUACCCAAAAGUCCAGAAGAGCGAUGCCGAAGCAAAGGCCAAUUCGAGCGAGCUCAGCUAUCUGCUCUUCUAUGCGAGCACUCGCCGCAGUAAGCUGCAAAAGGUGGUCGACUUCCUAGACAAGAGGGCGACCAAGGAUGUGUGGAAAGUCAGGACAGGCAAUGUGCAGGUUACGCUGCAGAUUGUCAGGGCGCUGAUUGAGAAAUGCCCGCGCGAUCUUCCCCUCUAUGCGAGUGCCGUACUGCACAUCCUGCGAACCAUUCUCAACUCAAACGACGUUACCAUGGUGGAGGAAUCAGUGCCGACGUUCGAAGCUCUAUGCGCGCAUCAGGAUCCCGCCGCCCUCGCAGCCGACCAGGACUAUAUCAAGAAGUACGAGGAGAUUGUGCAGUUGUACGCUCAGUUCGCGUCCAAGGAGACUGUCAAGACGGGCAAGGCACCAGUCAGCUGGCCCGUUGCAGUCAGAUACCGCAAGGCUGGACUCCAGGCCCUGAAGGCGAUUGCCUCGUCUGAGUCAUUAGGGUCCGAGACAGGGCGUCAAUUGGGCGCCGUCAUACCAGUCAUACUCGUCAACAUACAUUCAGAGAGUGGUGCAUACCUCAAGAGGUUGGAAGCACGGGAAGCCACCAAGGGCGAACACGACAAGGAGCUGGCAUUACGGCGGCGGCAGAGUGUAUCCACUGCACGGACCGACGAUGAAGACGGCGACCCGAUCGCGGCAUCCGGAACGACCGAGGAUGCGGAUAAGCUUGCAGAAGAGGAGGUUGGAGUACUUGCGCUUCAGGCGCUGAGGAGCAUAUUCCAGGGUGUAAAUCGAGGGCAACUUCGGCUUGCGACCUCAGCAGUGCUCAAGUUUAUCGCAUCACAUGUCAAGAGCUCACAGGAGGCUACCCCAAGCGAAAGCAGCCAUUGGGCGACUACUCUCAUGGCUUUGAUCUGCGCAUGGGUCCCUGUACAGGACCGAUACACAAUCCUGGUAGGCGCAGUGGAAGCCCUGGUUCGCAGUCCAAUCGUGGAAGACGACCUCGAACAACAGCUGGUUCUGGCGACUAUCAUCGACUAUCUUCUAGCCUCGACAAUCAACUUCAUCGGACUCAGUGUCAUGGAUGUUCUGGUCGGACUCAUCUCUCACUCAUUGCUACUCCUUCAGCUUGGUGGGCCAGGAUCGAACAUUGUACCGCAUCACCAGCAGACAACAUCUGUUGUGGGAGAAAAAGACCCUAGCAACCAAUCUUCGACGACUAAUUUGGACGCUGUAGUCACGGAGGUCGUCAAGAAGCCCUCUAACGUGAGGCUACAACUUCUGGAUACCGUACAGAGAUGCAUGGCGGAUCUCGCAACACAUGUGUACUAUACAGAUCAGAUUUCUGACAUGGUGGAAGCGAUCCUGAGCCGCCUCAAGCCAUCACGUCUCUUGAGCGUUUCCUCCACCACUGAAGCAAUACAGAACCCCGAAGGCGCUAUAGACGCCGUUGCGGAUUCGAUCAGCAUGCAGGAAAAGACGCAUGUAGACCGCUUCUUCUCUUUCGAAACGGCACGUAUCACUGCUCUCGAUGCGGUCAAAGCCAUUAUCAAGACAGCAAACGCACGGAGACCAGACGGCUCAACUGCAUCUGUGUCGCGGAGCAAAGUCGGUGUGAGUGUCUGGGAAGGCACUCAAUGGCUUCUGCGCGAUCCAAGCGGCCAGGUCAGGAAAGCCUACGUCGACGCGCUGAUUACGUGGCUUAAUACGGAGAAGAACAAGGAAGAUCUGAAGAUUGUGGAUAACUACAGGCGGAAGGAGAAGGAGAACGAUAAGAAUGCGUUGGCUAGACGUGCAGUCUCGAAUGCAUCGAACAGGGAAAGAGUAUUGAAACGUGGUAGGGACACGUUCUUGCCCCUGCUUCAUCUAGCUGUCUAUGAGAACGCGCUUCACUACGUCGAUUCUGAGGCCGACUAUCUGCUUCUGCACUUGCUGCUCACCACUCUAGUCAAUAGACUCGGAGUAAACGCAGCGAGGAGUGGACUGCCAAUGAUCAUGCGACUACAAGAAGAUAUCGUAACUAUCAAAGACCCAGGUGCUAAACUGCGCUUGGGCAGCUUGGUACAUGGCUACCUCUGGGCGCUCAGCAUAGCCCUGGACUUCGAGGUCUCCUCUGUCGGACGUGCCCUGCACAACGAAAUCUCGCGUAGAAGCAGCAAGGGUCUGUGGAUGAAGAGCAUACGCGUCCCGCCCAUGCCCAUUGAGCUCAUAGAAACACCUCAUGCGACACCUGUCGCUGUACCAGCAGAGAUUGUCGAGAACGAAGCUCUGAAACCAUUUGACAACAGGGAAGCUUUGGUCGAAAAGAUAUCGGAAGGUUACUCGACUUCCCUAUACUCGCCGCCUUCUUCGCCCCCUGGCUCACCUGGCCGCGGAGCCAAUGCGUCUAUCCCUACUAUCCAUCAACCUGUGCAGCAACCUCCAAGCCACCAAGGCCCACCUGAACUCCCAUUCAAAGUCCGAGAAGACCUCCUCUCGGACUGGACGAGAGACGGCUGUCUAUCAUCCCACACAAAAGACUCGUCAUCUGCCUCCAUAUCAGGAUCGAAAACAGGCACGCAUUACACCGCCGCGACACAGAAGAACAACUUCCUCGGCGUCAAUGUACAAAAUGAGAACCUGGAUAGUAGCAAUGGUAGCUCGCCUGCUCAAUCGCCACGACGUGCGCACAGUCGUCCGCCGUCGGCAGCAUACGGGCUUGUAGGUCGAUUGUCGAGUCCGAAUCGGAGCAGAAGUCCGGGUGGCAACACACCAAAUUCUUCGUCGAGUCUGCGGUCUACAGUCAGGGUUGAUGAUUUGCGACGGGCAUUGAGUACAAGUCAUGGUGGGGCGCCGAGGACGGGAUAUUCUCACCGCGCACCGAGCCAUCGGGCAAGAAAGAGUCUCAGUGACCACGACGCUUCCUCAACAAGUGAUUCCAUGGUCAGUGUACAUUCUCUGUCCGACGCGUCGUUUAUUACUACGAGUCCGGCGAAGGAGGAGCAGCAGCAGAGUGGUGGUGUGCAGAAUCCAGAAUCGCCUACUACGCCGGCUGCUACUUCUACGCCCAGGCCGACAACAGCUACUUCCAUGAACUUUGGGACAGCAGCAGCAGGAGGAGGGGGAAGGGAAAGUACGUAUACGAUGGAUAAUUUGCCGCCUGUGCCGCCUAUUCCUGAGGAUCUGCUCAACGGGCAGAGCGAGGCUAGGGAUUUUGCUGCGAGACCGAAGACGGCGCCUAAUGGUGCGGUGAAGAAGAGUAGGAGUGUCAAGAGUGGAGUGAGCAGAGGUAGGAGUGGGGAUCGUAGAAGGGGGACUGGCUUGUCGAGUAGUAAACCGGAUUUUACGGGCUUCUUGGAUAGUAUUGGGGUUGAGGAUGAUGAAGAUGAUUUGGAGAGUGUUGGAAGUGGUAUUUCGAAGGCGCCGUAUUGAAGUGGUUGGUUUUGGUGGGUAAUUGGAGAUGUUGGUGUGUGUGUGUGUGUGUGUGUGAUUUAGCGACGUUCGCAGGCACAACGGAGAUUUGGGAUGGGAGGUGUGUGUGUGUAUGUGUGUUGGGUCUAUUCUUCCGUCUUCCUUGUUUCUGCUGUUGCUGUGCAUAGUUCCUUCUUAGCUUCGGCUUUUUGCUCCUAUGUUCGAGAAAAGUCUUCUUGGUAAUACAAAGAUCCCAUUUGUUCACUUGCGGAUGUACUCUUCUCAUACCAAGGUCUGCGUUGAGCAAUGUUGUCAAGCGGGGGUUGAAGCGUGCCAAUAGAUGUCGACUAUGGCUUCACAAUGUCUCUACAUUACGG
Messenger RNA from Alternaria alternata, 4127 nucleotides. RefSeq lists its product as hypothetical. Gene Ontology annotation, cellular component: plasma membrane. The record is from RefSeq and is a predicted model, not a curated record. Lineage: Eukaryota; Fungi; Ascomycota; Dothideomycetes; Pleosporales; Pleosporaceae. Gene Ontology annotation, biological process: protein localization to plasma membrane. The transcript has a single exon. Bases 283 to 3771 code for a protein of 1162 amino acids.